AUUCUGUACUCCUACUGAGUAAAAGGGAGAAAAACCGAUACCUGUCAGGUGGAAGUGAGUGCUGUCCUCCUAUUGGCUGACAGCUUUUUAGGGGGGGAUUCGUCAUACUUCCUUCUAGGAUCUGAAGCAGUGCUUAAAGCAUCUGAGGAGGAAACUUUAGGUCCAUUUCAGAUCUGUUCCAGUGAUCGGAUUGAGUUAAUUUGUUCCUGGAUAAACAACAAAGAUGGCCUCCGUUGCACCAUUCAAACGCAGCCAGUGGGCAUCGCAGUCCCUGAGGGUCACCGCCAAAGAGUUGUCCAUCGUCUCUACUCGGGGCAAAAACACCGCCAUCGCUGAACGCUUUUCCAAGUACCAGAUGGCUGCAGAGGAGGGAAGUGCAGAGAGGAAAAAAACGGUUGUGGAACCUCUCCUGUCAUCGCUGUCUGGUGGAAAUCUGAGCGUUUUAAAGAAACGCUGGGAGCAACAGCAGCAAUCAUCUAACCAAAGAGCUCCACCUCAGGCCACCGCUCGCAACCCCUUUGGGACCAGGAGCCACAGCAGUUCAUCACCCAUCACUAAAACUGCCCCCUCAGUUCAGAUCCAGACCCAGAAGGACGUCCUGAGAGCUGCUGGAUCCUCGCUGGAUCAAGAUACAGUGCAAGAGGUUAAAUCUGAGACCAGAACACACCAGUUUACCACAGAGGCUGAAGAUCUGAUGGAGAUGGAGCCCUGCAGAGAUUUGGAGGUAGAGGAGGGAGCAGCAGCCGAGGUGUCUGACAUCGAGAAACCCAGUGUUCCCAUCAACAGUCUGAAGAUGAUGUUUGAGAGAGGAGAAACCCCCGAUAAGGGAUCCAAAGAGCAGACGGGUCGAAACGCAAGCAGUAACUCUUCAAACAUGGACCAGCUGCUAGGAGAUGGAGGUCUUGCUGAUUCCACUCCCCUCCGUGAUCGAAUGGCCCUCUACAAAGCUGCAAUCUCCAAACAGGAAGUCACUGGCGAUCAACUGGACGGGUUCUGUGGAAAACAGAAAGAGAACGUCCCUCCUUGUUCUCUGGAAAUGAGUCCAGAGUCUGAACCAAACAGCAGGAGAGUCUUUACCUCGGAGAGCAACGGCUCUGGUCCUGGGACUCCGUCCUCCAGUCAGAAAGACUCCUCUCAUUCAAAGACCCCCAAGAGCUUCCACCUGCCUGUGAGGGAGACCUGUGUGUCGUGUCAGAAGACUGUUUAUCCUCUGGAGAGGCUGGUGGCCAACAAGGACGUGUACCACAGCUCAUGCUUCCGCUGCUCACACUGCAACACCAAACUGAGUUUGGUGAAUUAUGCCUCCCUGCACAGCAACAUCUACUGCAAACCUCACUUCUGUCAGCUUUUUAAGGCCAAAGGAAACUACGAUGAGGGCUUCGGCCUCCGGCCUCACAAAGAGCUGUGGGAGAGCAAAGGUGAGGGAGAGGAGACCUCCCCCGAGUCCGGCUCUGGGACCAAGCCAAAGGUCCAGAGCCCACCCUCAGACCAGGACAGCCCCAGCGUGGAGGACUCCCCGCUGGCCAAAGUGCUCGUCCUGACUGCCACCAUGGAGGCUCUAGGACAGGCGACACCAGAGAAGACGGAUAAACCAGCUGAGACCAGACGGCUGAAGAUCUCCUGGCCCCCACGAACGGAGCCGGAGGACACACCCAGCCGCAGCGGGGCCGCAGACGGGGGCUCCGCCACUAAACCCAUCAAAGCCAAGUGGCCCCCAGAGGACGAAUCUCCAUCCUCUCCCACAGAGCUGAACAGAGGCUCUCCUUCUCUGCUUCAGAGCUCCUCCCUGAAGGAGCGCAGCGUCGCCUUCUCACAGGCAGCACAAGCUGACGGGAGAUGGAGUUCUCCUGCUGAGGAGGAGGAACAGCUUGAGCCUGAGGCCUCCAGUAAGAAGCAGCAGCAACAGGACAGCCCUGAAGAUAGCUGUGUGGAUGUGCAGAGCAGUUCUGGAGAGGAGGGGGAGAUGAAGAGUGACACAGCUGAGGAUGAGGUGGAGCAGAUGGAGGAGGAGGAAGAGGAGGACAAGGUUCCCCUGGAGAGUCAGGAGAGCCCAGCAGAACCAACAGCCAUCCCCUCUCCUGAGGAGGAGGUGGAGGCCAGCCGAUCAUCACAGGACGUGGGCUUCUGGGACAGCGACGAGGUCGACGACAAACAGGAGGAGCAGGAGGCGCUGAGCGUGGAGGAGAUGAUCAAGCGAAACAGAUACUAUGAGGAGGAGGAAGAGGAGGAGAAUGUAUAGAGCAAAUUCUUAGCUUGUCAGGACUUCUUCCUCUGAGCAUUCCUGCUUGUUUUUUUUUUUUUAAAAGGACGGUGUCCUAUUGAGCUCUUCAUGUGCCUCAGUGAACAGUCUGAACCACUUUAAGCCAUUAAGUCAGUUUUUAUAAGAAAUCUGUUAUGACUGGAGUCAUUUUUCUGUGUUUUUAAAUUCUGAAUAAAAUUGUUACUAGUGCGAUAAAUAUAUAUAUUUUUUUUCUGGGACUCUGAGAAAAGACCUUCUGGACAACUUGUUUCUAUUAACUGUUUUUUAAUCCGCGUCAAACUGCUCUGUUAGCUCUGCCAGGUCUUAUUAUAGCAGCCUAGCGCAACUUCUGUCUCUUUUAGGUUUUAAUGGAUUUGAAACGAGGCAUUUCUAAAGAGGGGGAGGUAAAGCUUUAGCAAACUCGCUCCUGGAUCCAUCCAGUCAGGUUCAACUAUUUUUUAGAGAUGAACCUUUUCCAGUUUUUCAUGUAGUCUUUGACUUUCAUCACUUUGAAUCUUUGUUUCCAUGUUAAAGAUUUAGAACCGGAUGUAAUGGUUUGUUUUUUAAAGCCAGGGAAGGAAAACGCUUCCCCAGCCGCUGUUUAAUAAAUUGUUAUAUACAAA
This is a messenger RNA of Cyprinodon variegatus (sheepshead minnow), 2862 nucleotides long. It is a transcript of the gene lima1a, whose product is annotated as LIM domain and actin binding 1. Gene Ontology annotation, molecular function: actin filament binding. Bases 224 to 2239 code for a protein of 671 amino acids. Gene Ontology annotation, cellular component: plasma membrane; actin cytoskeleton. The record is from RefSeq and is a predicted model, not a curated record. The transcript is spliced from 11 exons. Lineage: Eukaryota; Metazoa; Chordata; Actinopteri; Cyprinodontiformes; Cyprinodontidae. Gene Ontology annotation, biological process: actin filament bundle assembly.